Molecule: messenger RNA, 347 nt
Organism: Pediculus humanus corporis (human body louse)
Lineage: Eukaryota; Metazoa; Arthropoda; Insecta; Psocodea; Pediculidae
Exons: 2
Source: RefSeq, a predicted model, not a curated record
GUUAUCUUUAUCACGGACCUCAUUCGAGUACAUCUUCGGACAAAUCACUAAUGUCAGAAGUUAAAUCUCUUCCGAAAAGAGGACGCAAUAGAAGUCACAACCGGUGGAUAAAUUCCAGCAAAACCUCUCUUCGCUCACUGAUACUUCCUCCAAUUUCAACCGCCGAAACGAGUUUCAACGGCCUUCCUCCAAACUCUCUCAUGCAUCCGCCGGACAGGCACGAUAUCAGAGAAACAGAAUGCGACAUAGACACUAUGAAAAAAGUCAAAAUGGGACUGAGAUCAUCGCUUUGGUCUCGCCCUUCAGGCCUUACUAAGCCUACGACGGAUUAUUCCAUUGCCGUUUAA